UUCCAUUACGCUAGGAGGUAGUAAAGAUAACAUACUUGAACAACGCGCAUUUUGCAAUUUACAGCAAGGACCUGUGAGAUGAAGCAGGAACUGCUGCAUCGGGACAUGAGUGGAAGCUGCAGCUGGGUCGACCUGAUAGAUAUUUGAAACCUCGCGCUGGAAUUUAGUGGACUCAAUCAAAGGAACUAGUCUUUUCUUCAUUUCUUUGUGGAACCUGAAUCUUGACAUUCCAUUUAAGGAGGACUCCAGUCAGGUUUUACAAUGCAGCGAAAGGACGAACCCAGUUAGGGACCCACACUAGCCUAAUGCUGCUAGCUGUCAGCUGGACCAGCCAUCAGGCGGCCUCUAUAUUGCUUUAACGUACCUUCACAUCUACCGAGGGAAUUGCCAAGACCCAAAAAAAUCCCAACUAUGGAUUUCAGCAAAUCGGUGACCUUGUGGAUUUUAUGUCUAUGCUUCCUGGGAGAGAGUUUAAUGGAGAAGCAGGGUUCUGUUGAUGGUGAACAACAACAUACUGACAGUAGUGUGUCAGAGCUCUGUCGCAUUGACAAGCCUCUGUGCAAGGAUGAUAAUGCCCUCCUCAGCUUCGAGGCCAUCUGCAGCAUCCACAAGCAGAUGGACGACGAUGCCAAUGGAAACGUGGAUGUGUUGGAGACGGAUGGGUUCUUGAGAGAGGACCUGAAUUACCAUGACCCCAAAGCCAAGCACAACAGUUUCCAUGGAGACGACCAGUUCAUCAGCGUGGAAGACCUGUGGAAUGUGUGGAAGGGUUCGGAAGUGUUCAACUGGACGGUGGAUGAGGUGGUGGAGUGGCUCAUCGCAUAUGUGGAGUUGCCGCAGUAUGAGGAGAGUUUCCGCAAGAUGAACUUCAAUGGCAGCGCCAUGCCCAGAUUGGCUGUGAAGAAUGCCACUCUGACGGUCACUGUCCUGAAGAUGUUGGACCGCAACCAUGUGCAGAAGAUUCAGCUCAAGGCCUUGGACACAGUUCUCUUCGGACCGCCACUGAGUAAGUCACAUGGCUUCAGAUCAGCAGUUCACGCUGAUGUCAAACGUCUGUCCAGGGUUGAUGCAGGGGUUAUGUUAUUUUAUAUUUAUGGCUGUGUCUAGAUUUUCAUGCUUGCUGGUGAUUUGGUGAAAUAAUCUUUAGUCCUUUACAAAACUGAAAUGUAGAAUUAUGGAGAGAUCAGCUGCCACUGGAUUCUGAGAGGAAU
This is a messenger RNA of Clupea harengus (Atlantic herring), 1211 nucleotides long. RefSeq names its product stromal interaction molecule 1-like (gene stim1a). Gene Ontology annotation, biological process: intracellular calcium ion homeostasis; store-operated calcium entry; activation of store-operated calcium channel activity. Bases 412 to 1107 code for a protein of 231 amino acids. Gene Ontology annotation, cellular component: plasma membrane; endoplasmic reticulum. Gene Ontology annotation, molecular function: calcium ion binding; calcium channel regulator activity; protein binding. NCBI's taxonomy places the organism in Eukaryota, Metazoa, Chordata, Actinopteri, Clupeiformes, Clupeidae. The record is from RefSeq and is a predicted model, not a curated record. The transcript has 6 exons.